Molecule: messenger RNA, 264 nt
Organism: Staurois parvus
Lineage: Eukaryota; Metazoa; Chordata; Amphibia; Anura; Ranidae
Source: the annotation of a GenBank genome assembly
CACAGUGGGGAAGCAGGUACUCACGGAUCCAACAGGGUGCCUGGUCUCCCAGGGGUAGAAGCAGAACACAGGUACCUGUGGAGUCCGGAUCAGGCAGGUGGCCUCUGGCUCUGGCAGACGGGCUGUGGUAGUCUCUCCCCCUUCUGUGAGGUCUCUGGCAAAAAGCAGGCAGGCUGGGAUAGUCUCUCCCCCUUCUGUGGGGUCUCUCGCAAUCACAGGCAAGCUUUGUCUGGUUGUCUCUUCCCUCCUGUGGGGUCUCCGUGA